AUGUUUGGUAAACUAACAAGAUUAAGAUGCCUCGAUUUGGAUGGUUGUAACAUCGAAAAAUUGCCAGAAUCUUGCAUUAGCGGUCUCUGCAAUUUGGAGAUUGUGGAUCUAGGAUGGGAGUGUGAGCUUCCUAAAGAGAUUAACAAUUGGCCAAAGAUGAGCAGUCUUUCACACAACAAAGGGAAGGAUGGAAUGCCAAGAGGUAUAGAAAAGCUAACUCUCCUUGAAGUAUUAAAGUCAUACAAGGUGAGGAAAGAAGAGGUCUCAAGAAUUAAUAAUUUCAGUGGGAUGGAAGAGUUAGCAGGCCUAAACUCCUUUCAGGUGUUGUGGAUACACAAUCUAGAGAAUGUGAGAGGUGGAAAAGAAGGCGCGGAAAGAGCAAAAUUAAACGACAAGCAACACCUUCGAGAAUUGGACCUCUGUUGGGGUUACGGGGAUGUUAAGCGUACAAGUAACAGUGAUGGUAUGGUGUUGGAAGGUCUCCAACCUCACCCAAACUUGAAGGAAUUGGAAAUAAAUGAAUUUAAGGGUUUGAAAUUUCCAAGGUGGUUAUCUGAUUUCCUUCCGAAUUUGGUAAAAUUAGAUUUAACAAAUUGCAAGUAUUCUGAGAAGCUUCCAGCUCUUGGUAUGCUCCCAAGUCUUAGGGAACUUAACGUUGUGAGAAUGAAUGCGGUGAAGUGUUUGGGUAAUGAGUUUUAUCACCAAGUAGAUGUAACAGAUGAAGACGGAGAAGAUAGCAGCAGCAGUGUUGGGAGUUCUAGAAUGAUGACAUUAUUCCCUUCCUUAACUGAGUUGCACCUAUAUUGCUUGGAAAACUUAGAAGAGUGGGUUUCUCUUCCUCCACCAUAUAUUUCCUUCCCUGUACUUGAGUAUCUAAAAAUUGAAUGUGGAAAGUUGAUAAGCACACCCAACUCAUUUCCUUCUCUGAAGGAGCUGACUUUAGACGGUACCACUAACCGGCCAGUUACUCAUCUCUAUGGCUAG
Molecule: messenger RNA, 984 nt
Organism: Papaver somniferum (opium poppy)
Lineage: Eukaryota; Viridiplantae; Streptophyta; Magnoliopsida; Ranunculales; Papaveraceae
Product: putative disease resistance RPP13-like protein 1
Exons: 1
Coding region: 1-984 (327 amino acids)
Source: RefSeq, a predicted model, not a curated record